CACUGAUCUUUCCUGGUCGCUCGGUCUACGAUGCUCUUCUUCCCUACCUUCAUCACUGUUAUGCUGAGCUAUGCCUCUGCUGAGUUUUGCAGACAACUUUGUGAUUUCUAUCCAGCCUGUCGUUUCUCCAAGUACAGCUCCCACCAGAAGGAGAACGGUGCUUGUUUUGGUUUUUACCAUAAGGACAAAGGCUUCUGCUUCCAGCCUACGGAGCAAGCUACCUGUGAUGACUCAAAGCUGAGACCGGUCUUCGCUCCCAAUGUUCGACAUGAGCCCGGCAAGGUUCUGAUUAUCUAUACAGGAGGCACCAUCGGCAUGCAGCCCUUCGCGAACGGAACCCUCCAUCCUGUUCCUGGUUAUUUGACUCGUCAGAUCCACAGCUUACCUGAGCUCCAGGCAACUGGGAUGCCAUCAGUCAGCGUCAUCGAGUGGGAUAACCUCAUAGACAGCUCGGACAUGUCCCCUGAGGGAUGGGCCGCUAUGGCUAAGGCCGUCGAAGACAACUACGAUGACUACGAUGGAUUCGUCAUCCUCCAUGGCACUGAUACCAUGUCCUAUACCUCGAGCGCCUUAUCCUUCAUGUUCUCUAACUUGGCUAAGAGCGUCAUCAUAACCGGAUCUAUCCUGCCUUUCGACGAGCCCCACAGUGAUGCUCGUCGUAACAUCAUCGUCUCCGUCCUUCUCGCUGGCCUUUACAACGUUCCAGAGGUAUCGAUAUUCUUCGGAACUCAUCUUCUACGUGGAAGUCGUUCCGUGAAGGUUGAUAGUGGAGCCAUCGAGGCCUUCGACUCCCCCAAGUUCCCCGCUCUCGCUACGAUGAACGUCGGAGUGAACUUCUUGGAUACAUCCCUCGUAGCCCCCACUGGUCCGCUGGAGGUCCAAAAAGAGAUGGAGGGAUCCUUGUUGGUCCUGCGCAUGUCGCCCGGCUUUGCCAGCCUCGAGUCCCUCGAUCUCAACGAUGUGAAGGGUGUGGUUCUUUUGCUCUACGGUACCGGAAAUGCUCCCUCAAAUCAACCGCAUUUCACUAACUGGCUCCUCAAGUUGAAGGAGCAAGGUAUCCCCGUCAUCGCCGUCUCACAGGUUGUCCGUGGAACCGUUGCCUUGGCUGACUAUGCGGCAGGAGCACAACUCCUCUCUCUCGACUUGAUCAGUGCCGGAGACAUGACCGCCGAAGCUGCUACGACCAAGCUCAGCUACCUCUUGGGGAAGGGCUACACCCAGGAGGAGAUCGCCAAGGCGUUUGGGAAGUCUAUGAGGGGCGAACUGACUGAGAAUAAUAUCGCUGCGGAUGAUCCGUUCCGUGACUUGUCUUUCGAUGUGUCCGAGUGACCAGCUUUUGUCCAUUAAUGUUUGUUACCCUACACGAAGCUUGUGGAGUGUAGAGUGGUGCAAAAACAGGACCGUGACGCGCUCACCCGCGAAGCUAGUUACUCUGAACCUGUGUAUUUCGUGCGAUGUUGUUGCUGCUGGUCCUAAGUGUUAGUGUGAGGAUUAUUGAUACCUUACUUUAUCAUCUAUCAGUUGCUGGUGAGCGUGCUGGCUCUUUUUGCCCAUCCUCUGCCACCCGGUAGUUUCUGGUUGUCUGCAUCUUGACGUGCGAUCCUCAACUGUGUGAGGAUGGCCGUCCGAUGGCCACAGAUGAAGUCGGCAGGGCGGGACGAGUUGAGUUAACGAGUUUUGGGUGAGAAGCUGCGAUCGGGCCUGUAUUUGCAAACUGUGUAAAUGUAAGUCGGAUCUCACGAUCCACAUCAUCGGCCCGACUAGGACCCUCUUAGUUCCUUGCUUAUUUCAUUCAUUCGUUUCUAUCUUCAAAUUUCUGGCGUGUAGCCUCACCGUCAACCGUGUCGC
This is a messenger RNA of Perkinsus marinus ATCC 50983, 1848 nucleotides long. Its product is annotated as L-asparaginase, putative. Lineage: Eukaryota; Perkinsozoa; Perkinsida; Perkinsidae. The record is from RefSeq and is a predicted model, not a curated record. Gene Ontology annotation, molecular function: asparaginase activity. The transcript has 9 exons. The coding region runs from base 31 to 1329 and encodes 432 amino acids.